This is a messenger RNA of Drosophila navojoa, 5959 nucleotides long. Its product is annotated as glutamyl aminopeptidase. Lineage: Eukaryota; Metazoa; Arthropoda; Insecta; Diptera; Drosophilidae. The record is from RefSeq and is a predicted model, not a curated record. Gene Ontology annotation, biological process: proteolysis; peptide catabolic process. Gene Ontology annotation, cellular component: membrane; cytoplasm. Gene Ontology annotation, molecular function: zinc ion binding; peptide binding; metalloaminopeptidase activity.
UGCGAUUUGAAUGUCGCCCGAUUUGGAUUAGCCCGCAUCGUUCACGUCGAUAUGAUUAUAACUGCUAAGGUGGUUAGCAUUUGCCUGGGCGUGGCACUAACUGCCUUCACCGUCUCCACAAUCGUGCUGGCCGUGCAGAAGGCGAAUUUGACGGCGGAUUUGCGUGAUGCACAGGAGAAAUUAGAUCAGCUCGAGGCUGGCUUCACGUCCACCACGGCUGUACCCAGUUCCCCGUCUGACAGCACCACUGUGGAGCCGAGUCCCACAGCACCGCCGGAGAAAAUCGACUAUCGUCUGCCGACUGCAUUGACACCCACAAACUAUGAUCUCUAUUUGUAUCCGAAUAUCGAGACGGGCGAGUUUACGGGCGAGGAGACAAUCAGCAUAACCGUAAACGAGGCCACGGAUAAGAUAGUGCUGCACUCGCUGAACUUGAAUAUCAAAAGUGCGCACGUCUAUCAGGCGAUCGAGCCAACCAUUGCGGUCAAGGACUACGAGUUCGAUGCGGUUCGCGAGUUUCUCAUCAUCCACUUGACUCAGGGUCUAACCAAGGGCGCAACUGUACUGCUCACCCUCGAGUUCUCCGGCAAUAUGGAAAACAAAAUUGUGGGCCUGUACAGCUCGUCCUACGUGAAGGCCGAUGAAAGUCGCAAAAAGAUAGCCACCUCCAAGUUCGAGCCGACCUAUGCCCGCCAGGCGUUCCCCUGCUUCGAUGAGCCCGCCCUGAAGGCCACCUUCGAGAUCACGUUGGUGCAUCCGAAGGACGGCGACUACCAUUCGCUCUCCAACAUGAAUGUGCAGGAUGAGCAGGAGAAGGACACCUACACAGAGGUGCGCUUUGCUAAGAGUGUGCCGAUGAGCACAUACCUGGCGUGCUUCAUUGUCUCCGACUUCAAGUCGAAGACUGUGAAGAUCGAUACGAAGGGCAUUGGCGAGCCCUUCGACAUGGGCGUCUAUGCCACACCCGAACAGAUCGAGAAGGUCGCCUUUGCCACGACUGUGGGCAAGGGCGUCAUUGAGUACUACAUCGACUAUUUCCAAAUCGAGUAUCCGCUGCCCAAGCUGGAUAUGGCCGCCAUACCCGAUUUCGUGUCGGGCGCCAUGGAGCACUGGGGUCUGGUCACCUAUCGGGAGACGUCGCUGCUGUACGAGGAGGCCACCAGCUCCACGGUGAACAAGCAGCGCAUUGCCAGCGUGAUUGCCCACGAAUUUGCACACAUGUGGUUCGGUAAUUUAGUUACUAUGCAUUGGUGGAAUGAUUUAUGGCUGAACGAGGGCUUCGCCAGCUUUAUUGAAUAUCUGGGCGUGGAUUCCGUCUUUCCCGAAUGGAAUAUGCGGGAUCAAUUUAUUGUGAGCACUUUGCAUUCAGUGUUCAACCUGGAUGGCACUCUGGGCUCACAUCCCAUCAUUCAGAAGGUUGAGAAUCCCGAUCAGAUAACGGAGAUCUUUGACACCAUUACGUAUUCCAAAGGCUCCUCGCUGGUGCGCAUGUUGGAAGAUUUUCUGGGCGAGACAAUCUUUCGCCGGGCGGUUACCAAUUAUCUCAAUGAAUACAAAUACCAGAACGCCGUAACGGGCAACUUCUUUGCCGAGAUUGACAAAUUGGGGCUGGACUUUAAUGUGACGGACAUCAUGCUGACAUGGACGGUGCAGAUGGGUCUGCCAGUAGUCACGAUCGCCAAGGUUACCGACACUGAAUACAAAUUGACACAGAAGCGUUUCUUGUCCAAUCCGAAUGACUAUAACGUGGUGCAUGAGCCCUCGGAAUUCAACUAUCGCUGGUCCAUACCCAUCACAUAUACGACCAGCCAAGAUCCCACGGUGAAGCGCGAAUGGUUUUAUCACGAUAAGAGCGAAAUCACUAUAACUGUGCCCACUGCUGUGGAUUGGAUCAAGUUUAAUUACGAUCAGGUGGGCUAUUAUCGCGUCAACUAUGAUCAGUCCCUCUGGGCGUCGCUGGCCAAUCAGAUGGUGGCCAAGCCAGAGGCAUUCAGCGCCGGCGAUCGUGCCUCACUGUUGAAUGAUGCCUUCGCCCUGGCCGAUGCCACGCAGCUGCCCUACGAGAUUGCCUUCGACAUGACCAAGUACUUGGCCAAAGAGAUGGACUAUGUGCCAUGGAGCGUGGCUGCCUCCAAGCUGACCUCGCUGAAGCGCACUCUCUUCUACACCAGCAGCUAUGCCAAGUUCAAGAAAUAUGCCACAGCUCUGAUUGAGCCGAUUUACACGUCGCUUACCUGGACGGUGGGAGAGGAUCACUUGGAUAAUCGUCUACGUGUGACCGCCCUGAGUGCGGCUUGUUCCUUGGGUCUCGAGUCCUGCUUAACAGAGGGCGGACAACAGUUCAAGGCCUGGCUUGCCACGCCCGACAAGCGACCCAGUCCCGAUGUGCGCGAGACUGUCUACUACUAUGGCAUGCAGUCGGUGGGCAACCAGGAGAUUUGGGAGACAGUCUGGGAGCUGUUCAUCAAUGAGGCCGACGCCAGUGAGAAGUCGAAGCUGAUGUAUGGCCUGGCCGCCGUACAGGAGCCUUGGCUGCUGCAGCGCUACAUCGAUCUGGCCUGGAAUGAGGAGUAUGUGCGAGGCCAGGAUUACUUCACCUGUCUGACCUACAUCUCGGCCAAUCCCAUGGGCGAGUCGCUGGUGUGGGACUAUGUGCGCGAGCACUGGCCGCAGCUGGUGGCCCGCUUUGGCCUGAACGAGCGCUACUUGGGCAAUCUGAUACCAUCGAUAACGGCGCGAUUCCACACUCAAACCAAGCUCGAGGAAAUGGAACAGUUCUUUGCCAAGUACCCAGAGGCGGGUGCGGGCACAGCAGCGCGCGUGCGUGCCCUGGAAACGGUCAAAAACAACAUUGUGUGGCUGGCCGAAAAUCUCGAGAGCGUCGAUGCCUGGCUGGAGCAGCAACAGCGACUGAACGUAUUUAGUUCCAUUAUCGCCCUUGUUGGCCAUAAAAUUCUGUCAAGUGCCCACAAUCAAACUGAAUUACUGGCAGGCAAAUCGACAAACUAUGGUUAUAGUCGAUUAGUAUAUUCAUGGCUGAAUUGUGACCAACUUCUUCAGUUAGUGAUCGUCGGUCGAGGCAUCAAGAUGUUAUCGAACGGCUAUGGAUCAAGCGUUUUUCUGCUCUGCGCCGUUAUGGUCCUCCUGGUGGGGGCAGAUCUGCUAGAUGUGAGGGAGAAGAUUGAUAUAAACGAGACGCCAAACGAUUCGCAGAUCUACGGAUCUAGCAGAGCAAGGCGCGAAACUAAAGAGGAGCAGAUCGACUACCGUCUGCCCAAAACGGUUAAGCCCUCCAGCUAUGAGCUGUAUUUACAUCCAAAUUUGGAGGCGGACACCUUCAUGGGCCAAGAGAAAAUCCGCAUUAAUGUGCUAGAAACAACCAGACAAAUCGUCUUGCACUCACAAGACCUGGUCCUGACCAGUGUCUAUGUGGUGAAUCGCGAGGUAGAGAACUACGAGUUGGAUGAGCUGCGUCAGUUGCUGAUUGUCAAUAUGAAGGAGCCCCUGGAGGCGAAUGUUGUCGUCACGCUGGGCAUUGUCUUCGAGGGAAAGUCGUUGGGCAAGCUGGAAGGACUCUACAGCAGCAGCUACUUAACGCCAGCGGGACAGCGUCGCAAAAUUGCGACGACCAAAUUUGAGCCGACCUACGCCCGCCAAGCGUUCCCCUGCUUCGACGAGCCCGCCCUGAAGGCCACCUUUACCAUCAGCGUGGUGCAUCCCAACUCCGGCUCAUAUACAGCGCUCUCGAACAUGAACGAGGAGGAUUCCAUGAAUCUCGGCGAGGAGUCAAUGGUCACGUUUGCCAGCAGCGUCCCAAUGAGCACUUAUCUCGCCUGCAUCAUUGUCUCCGACUUUGACUCACAGACGGGCAAGGUCAGUGCAAACGGAAUUGGCAACGAUUUUACAAUGCGCGCCUUUGCCACGCCCCAUCAGCUGCAUAAGGUGAAGUACGCCUUAGAUUUUGGCAUCGCUGUCACCGAGUAUUACAUCAAGUACUUCAACGUGGAGUAUCCGCUGCCCAAGCUGGACAUGGCGGCCAUACCAGACUUCUCCUCCAAUGCCAUGGAGCACUGGGGUCUGGUCACCUACAGAGAGACGGCGUUGCUCUACGACGAGAACUACAGUUCCACGGAGAACAAACAGUCUAUUGCUAGUGUGCUGGCCCAUGAGAUAACCCAUCAGUGGUUCGGCAACCUGGUCACCAUGAAUUGGUGGAACGACUUGUGGCUAAACGAGGGCUUCGCUCGCUUCAUGCAAUACAAGGGCGUGCACGCAGUUCAUCCGGACUGGGGCAUGCUGGAUCAAUUUCAAAUAUUGGCUCUGCAACCCGUGCUCGUCUACGACGCCAAACUCUCCUCGCAUCCCAUUGUGCAGAAGGUGGAGUCUCCGAAUGAAAUUUCGGCGAUCUUUGAUAUGAUCAGCUAUGAGAAGGCGGGCUCUGUGCUGCGCAUGCUGGAGUCCUUCGUGGGCUCCGAGAAGUUUGAGGCUGCUGUAACUAGCUAUUUGAUCAAAUUCAAGUACGCCAACACCGUCACGGAUGACUUCCUUACCGAGGUGGCCCAGGUCAGCGGCUUGGAUGUCAAGCUGUUGAUGCGCACCUGGACCGAGCAGAUGGGCUAUCCGGUACUGAAUGUACAGCGUUCCGGUGAAAAUGCUUUCAUGAUCGAACAACAGCGGUUCCUCUCCAACAAGGACAGCUACGACGUUGUGGUAGAUCCCGUUGAGUUUGGCUACAAAUGGACCGUACCGGUUACCUACAUUCUGGACAGCUCGCCGGCCAGUGAAGUCAACAGUGUUGUUUUUCCGUACAAUGAAGAUUCGCUGGGCAUUGCCUUACCAUCGAGUGUCAAAUGGAUCAAGCUCAACGUAAACCAGUUGGGCUACUAUCGCGUCAACUACGAGUCCAGCAUUUGGGAAGCUCUCAUCCAGCAGCUAAUGACUGAGCCGACGCGUUUCGGCGUCACGGAUCGAGCUCAUCUGCUGAACGAUGCUUUCGCCCUGGCCGAUGCCAACCAGCUCUCGUACAGAGUGCCCCUGGAGAUGACCGCCUAUCUGCCCGACGAGCGUCAGUUUGUGCCUUGGUAUGUGGCUAGCAAAGGACUGCUUUCGUUGAGGGACCAGCUCAUGUUCACCGAUGUCUAUGUGGACUAUAUAAGCUAUGCACGCACUCUGCUGACGAAUGUCUACAAGCAGGUCGGCUGGACCGUUGAGCAGGAUAACCAUUUGGGCAAUCGUCUGCGCAUGUCUGUGCUGAAAUUGGCCUGCGCGCUGGAAGUAAAGGAUUGCCUGGAGCAGGCAGAGCAACGCUUCACCAAAUGGCUCAACGCACCAACUGCGGAAAAUCGCCCUGCGCCCGAUCUGCGCGAAGUGGUCUACUACUAUGGCAUGAAGCAGACGAGCAACGAGAAAAACUGGGAGGCGCUGCUGGAGCUGUUCAAGGCGGAGUCCGAUGCCAGCGAGAAGACAAAACUGAUGUUAGGUCUGUCCGCUGUGCAGGACGCACAGCUGCUCUAUCGUUUCUUGGACCUGGCCAGCGAUGAGACUAUUGUGCGCUCUCAGGACUAUGUCACAGCUGUGGAAAAUAUCGCUAACAAUCCUGUAGGCCAGCCCAUUGUAUGGGAAUACUAUCGGGAGAAUUGGUCCACUCUAGUUGCCCGCUUUGGCCUCAACAAUCGCGGAUUUGGUAGAUUAAUUGCCAGAAUAACGAGCAAAUUUGCCAGUGAACAAAAGCUGCAGGAGGUGGAGUCAUUCUUCGUUAAAUAUCCAGAGUCGGGAGCCGGCGCUUCGUCCAGGCAGGAGGCGAUCGAGACCAUCAAAUAUAAUAUCAAUUGGCUCAAGGCGAAUCAGAAUGAUAUUGCCAGCUGGCUGGGCGGUUCGCCUUCCCCAAUGACCUCUAAAAACCCAUUGUAAAAUACGAAAAAAAUUUUCCCAUAUCCAAUAAAUGUCGAUUCACCAAAAA